UAAUCGGAGAAAGUUCGUAGCAGUCGCCAGCAUGUUCCGCGCGGUUUGCUUUUGUUCCUUGUUGUUCGCAACUACUCUCGUCUAUGGCGAGAUCAAAAACAAAGGAUGGUGGAAGAAUGCCGUAUUUUAUCAAAUCUAUCCACGGAGUUUUAUGGAUUCCGAUGGUGAUGGAAUCGGUGAUCUAAAAGGGAUUACGUCAAAACUGGAAUAUUUCAUCGACGCUGGAGUUCGAGGAAUAUGGCUUUCACCUAUUUAUGCGAGUCCAAUGAUAGAUUUUGGUUACGACAUAUCAGAUUUCAAAGCCAUACAUCCAGAGUUUGGUACCAUGCAGGAUUUCGAGACAUUGGUAGCCACAUCGAAAAAACUUGGAUUAAAAGUAAUUCUUGAUCUCGUACCAAAUCAUACAUCCGACAAGCACGAGUGGUUCCAAAAGUACCUCGCCGGAGAGAAAAAAUAUAAGGAUUAUUAUAUUUGGAGAAAGGGCCGAAAGGAUGAUGGAGUGACACCACCGAACAACUGGAUCAGUGUGUUCAGUGGCCCUGCAUGGACGUACAAUGCAACCUUGAAGGAAUGGUAUUUCCAUCAAUUCGAGUACAGGCAACCAGACUUAAAUUACAGUCAUCCAGAAGUGCGAUCCGAGAUGGAAGACGUCAUUCGCUUUUGGUUACGUAAAGGCGUAGACGGUUUUCGAAUAGAUGCCGUUCCUCAUCUUUUCGAAAUAGAAGAUCUCCGUGAUGAACCCAGAAGUUCGGAUCCUAGUGCUACCGAUCGUGAUUACACUUAUUUGAACCACAUUUAUACCAAAGAUGAUCCACGAACCUAUGAACUCGUACAAAGCUGGAGAAACAUUCUCGACGAUUAUUCCGAUGCCAAUAACGAGGAUGAGAAGGUGAUGAUGACCGAAGCUUAUACUUCUCUAGAAAAUACGACGAAAUUUUACAAUUAUGGUUCUCACAUACCAUUCAAUUUCAAACUAAUCACCGACGUUAAUCACUAUUCGAGCGCUUCCGAUUUUAAGAGAAUUAUUGAGACAUGGAUGGCUCAUACUCCAAGUACUGGAAGUGCUAAUUGGGUGUUGGGAAAUCACGAUCGAAGUCGUACCGCAUCACGUUAUCCACUAAGGGAUAAUCAAAUGACAAUGCUACCAAUGAUCUUGCCUGGUGUUGCUGUAACUUAUUACGGAGAAGAAAUCGGAAUGGUUGACAAGAGUGACAUUUCUUGGGAGGACACGCAAGAUCCACAGGCUUGUAAUGCAGGAAAGGAUAAAUAUCAAAGUCGAUCUCGCGAUCCAAAUCGCACACCUUUCCAGUGGGACUAUACUAAAAAUGCGGGAUUCAGCAAUGGUAAUCGAACGUGGCUUCCGGUUCAUGAAAAUUAUAAAACGUUGAAUUUGUUGGAUCAAAUGAACGGUACACAACAGUCACUUUAUAAGAUAUAUCGAUCUUUGAUUCGAUUACGGAACACAUCUCGCGCACUUCAACAAGGUGAUUUGAAAAUGAAGGUGUUAAAGUUCUACACGGAUUAUUGUUACAACUGCGAAUUGUUAUCUAUCAGCCGAGAAGUUCCCGGGGAGACAGUGUCUCUCCUAAUGAGUUUUUCUCCUGCUGUACAACUUCCCAUACAUUUGAAAGAUGUCAUGACUCUGUACAAUCAUACCUAUAUUGAAAUUGAUGCCUAUUAUACGAAGAGAUAUAAAUUUGAUUCCGAUAUUGCAUACAUAAAUCCUUGGGCAGGAUACGUCAUAUCGUCUAGUGAUCAGAUUUAAUAUCGUCAAAUAUCAGUAGGAUUUGAAGAAAUGUGGAAGGAUUUUUAUAAAUAUGAAUUUUUUUCAAUGGCACAAUAUUUUUUACGUAAAAUUUGUUCGAUCCAGGCUAAGGAAGAAAUCUAUCUACUUAAGUGUAACACUUUUAUGGUGGAAAUUUUGUCUCUUAACAAAAUUGCAUAACUUUUAUUUGUAUAUUUUAUAUUAGUUGUUCUAACAUAACGAAUACAUUUGAAAUCCUAUUUUUUAAAUAUAUUAUUGAAUCAAUAUUUUA
Molecule: messenger RNA, 2036 nt
Organism: Vespula pensylvanica (western yellowjacket)
Lineage: Eukaryota; Metazoa; Arthropoda; Insecta; Hymenoptera; Vespidae
Product: maltase 1-like
Exons: 8
Coding region: 32-1765 (577 amino acids)
Biological process (GO): carbohydrate metabolic process
Source: RefSeq, a predicted model, not a curated record